Botrytis porri is the source of this 2268-nucleotide messenger RNA. RefSeq lists its product as uncharacterized. Gene Ontology annotation, molecular function: serine-type carboxypeptidase activity. The record is from RefSeq and is a predicted model, not a curated record. Lineage: Eukaryota; Fungi; Ascomycota; Leotiomycetes; Helotiales; Sclerotiniaceae. The coding region runs from base 465 to 2105 and encodes 546 amino acids. The transcript has 6 exons. Gene Ontology annotation, biological process: proteolysis.
GACUUUGGGAUCUAGAACUUUGAGGUUGCGAAUCGGUUUGAUGAUUGCAUAUUCGAUUCGAUAUGUAUGUGUGUACUGGGGUCAUAUGCAAUGCAAUGCACGAACGACUAGGUCCUAUCUACGGUAAUCUACCUACUAAGAUAUCUAGGUAGAUUCGGAGUCGAGGUUGUUAUCGGACGAAUCGUCUUGUUAUGUUAUGUCAUGUGAGAGUAAUAGCUGUAUUACUUGGUCUUUUCUUUCUUCUUUUCUCCUUCUUCACUUUUCCUUAUGAUACUAUCACGAUUGCUUGUGUACUUGCAAGUGAAAUUGGAAUUGAGUGAGCCUCUUUCAUCACAGAGUAUCACACUCAACUACCUAGGUAGUGAGUGAGUAAAGAAAUCGAUCUCCCAAACGCAACUCAAACCACUCCCCCGGAUCGAUAGAGUAACACACCGCAAAAGAUUUCCGUCUGGAAAAUCAUCAAGAUGUCGUUCAAUAUGAGACAAACUGUACUUUUCCUGUUUGUCUUCGCAACGACAAUUCUCGCAGGUCGUUUUUCGGAUUUCUCGCAUGCGAAAGGGUUUCAUCCGGAUUUGAAAGAUAGGGUGGAGGGGAAUAGGAAGAGGAAUUCUCCGGCGUUUGGAGAUAGGCAUGGAUAUGGGAAUGGGACGGAGGGGUUUAGGUUUUUGAAUGAACAUACGGAGAAAUAUAGAGUUAAAUCUCUUCCCGAUAUUCCGUUUGAUAUUGGAGAGAUGUAUGCCGGUUUAAUGCCAAUUGAUGCGAAAAAUAAAUCAAGAGGGCUUUAUUUUGUUUUUGAACCGACGGUUGGAGAACCGGUUGACGAGGUUACUAUUUGGUUGAAUGGAGGUCCUGGCUGCAGUUCUUUAGAAGCCUUCUUUCAAGAAAAUGGACGGUUCAUAUGGAGUUGGGGAAUGUACACUCCGCAGAUUAAUCCAUAUUCUUGGGUUAAUCUUACGAAUGUUCUUUGGGUUGAACAACCAGUUGGAACGGGAUUCUCGAUUGGUGAAGUGACUGCUACAACUGAAGAAGAUAUUGCAGAGGAUUUUGUCAAGUUUUUCUUGAAUUUUCAAAAGACGUUUGGGAUCAAGAAUUUCAAAAUUUACGUUACGGGAGAAAGUUAUGCAGGAAGAUAUGUUCCGUAUAUAUCGUUGGCUAUGUUGGAGAGAAAUAAUACGGAGUAUUUUGAUGUGUCUGGAGCUUUAGCUUAUGAUCCCGUCAUUGGCUCUUAUGUAUAUGCCCAACAAGAAGCACCAGCCGUUCCAUUCCUUCUUCAGAACAACAACAUAUUCGGCCUCAACGCAAGUUUUGUAGCUCAUCUAGAAGCGCUUCAUGAAUCAUGCGGUUAUUCGGAUUUCAUAUCGCAAUAUUUAACCUUUCCACCAUCUGGUGUUCAACCCCCUAAAUACUUCGACCACAAUAACGAGACUGAUCUAGCAUGUGAUCUCUGGGGUUCAAUCUACAAUGCAGCAUAUGGACCAAACCCCUGUUUCAACGUCUAUGAAAUCGUCACCCAAUGUCCUCUUCUAUCCGAUCCACUAGGUUAUCCAACAGACUUACAAUAUCUAUACCCAGGAUUCGAUCAAGUCUAUUUCAACCGGACAGAUGUGAAAAAAGCCAUGCAUGCACCCAUGAAAAUCGACUGGAGCGAAUGUUCCGGCCCCGUAUUCAUCGGAGGAGACGACGGCAAAGGGGGACCCGAACAAGAAGGUGAUCUCAGUGCCGAUCCCAUCCAAUCCGUUCUUCCCCGCGUCAUCGAAGCCACCAACCGCGUCCUCAUCGCCAACGGAAAUCUCGAUUACGAAAUCCUCACCAACGGUACCCUUCUCGCCAUUCAAAAUAUGACGUGGGGAGGAAAAUUGGGGUUCCAAGAGAAGCCGGCCACACCGAUUGUGAUUACGUUGCCGGAUUUGCAGUAUGGGAGUUUGUUUGUUGAGGAGGACUUUGGAUCGGUAGAUGAACCGCAGGGAACGAUGGGAGUGCAGCAUUUUGAACGCGGGUUGAUGUGGGCGGAAACGUUUCUGAGUGGUCAUAUGCAGCCGCAGUUUCAGCCCAGGAUUAGUUACAGACAUCUGCAGUGGGUUUUGGGGAGGAUUGAUGAAUUGUGAUAUGGAGAUGUGUUGAAUGGGUGGGCAAGAAUCGGAAGAGGUGUGAAGAUUGGGGAAUUGAUGAAGUUGUAUUAUAUGAGUGGGAUAUGAGUGUAAGGUGUAAUGUUUUUUCAUGCUAUUGAAAAAUGCUAUUGAUUCAAUAAUGUUACACUCCUUUAUUGAA